Messenger RNA from Zeugodacus cucurbitae (melon fly), 3423 nucleotides. RefSeq names its product integrator complex subunit 7 (gene INTS7). Gene Ontology annotation, biological process: snRNA 3'-end processing. Gene Ontology annotation, cellular component: integrator complex. The coding region runs from base 124 to 3249 and encodes 1041 amino acids. Lineage: Eukaryota; Metazoa; Arthropoda; Insecta; Diptera; Tephritidae. The record is from RefSeq and is a predicted model, not a curated record. The transcript has 2 exons.
CUGUGCCGGCUGUGACAGUAGAACAAUUGCAGUUUGUUUAUAAUCGUAGAAAUUGUUAUAAGGGUAGUAUAUUUAACAAUUGUUUUGAAUUAGUGAAUUCAAUUUUAAUAGAGUUUAAAAAAGAUGUCUUCUUUAUCGGGCGUCCGCGUGAAUCUCUUCAACGAGAAUUUCCUUAAUGAAUCCGAACAGGAUGCCAAUUCGGUGUUGACAGAACUGGAUAAAGGAUUACGCUCUGCAAAGCUAGGUGUGCAGUGCGAAGCUAUUGUACGUUUUCCCAGACUGUUUGAAAAGUAUCCAUUCCCAAUAUUAAUCAAUUCUUCGUUUCUGAAAUUGGCGGAAUUUUUUUGGAACGGUUCCAAUCUUUUACGAUUUUGGGUAUUACGUGUAUGCCAACAAAGUGAAAAUCAUUUGGAUAAAAUUUUGAAUAUCGAAGCAUUUGUCAAACGUAUAUUUAUGGUUAUACACUCGAAUGAUCCUGUUGCGCGUGCAUUAACUUUACGGACCUUGGGCGCUGUGUCACGUGUAAUACCGGAAAAACAGCAAGUACAUCAUGCUAUACGGCGAGCAUUAGACAGUCAUGAUACAGUAGAGGUGGAAGCCGCAAUAUAUGCGAGUGGUCAGUUUGCGGCACAAUCCCGUUCGUUUGCAAUUAGUAUGUGCGCUAAAAUUUCCGAUAUGAUUGAAUCAUUACAAAUACCAGUACCGAUGAAGUUACAACUCAUUCCAGUAUUAAGGCACAUGCACCACGAUUCGAAUACAUCCACGUUGGUAAAAGACCUUUGUCUUAAUUUGCUACCGAAGUACCCAGCCGAAAGCUUCGUGGUGGCUAUACUUGAUACCCUCACUCAACUUUCGAUCCGUACAUUAACCGGUGUGCCAGACCAAGUAAAAUUGUUGCUCGACUUUUUACAAGAUAAACGAAAGCCUGUCCGUGCGCAAGUGCUGAAGUCACUCACACAACUAGCUGAUCCACAGUGUGUACAUGCCUGGCCCAAAAAUACCAUGAGUGAACUUAUAGUAAAGGCACAAGGUUGUGAGGAUUCACGUGAGCAAUACCUUUAUUUAAAUAUACUGUUAAAACUAUGUGAUUGCCCACUAACUUGUCACGCAUUCUUAAACGAAGAGCAAGAAUCAGUGACCGAGUUGUGUCUUACAUGUAUUUGCUUAGAUGACUAUGCCACCGCCAGUCAAGCGAUGUCAAUCUUAGCCGCUCUUAUGACUUACUCGGGCGGUGACAAACAAAUUACAUCCAAUAUUAUGGAAAUAGUAAAUAUACACAUGGAAGGUUUAAUAUUCUGCAUGGUCGGUGAAAAAGAAAAUGAGCGCGAAUUGAAGAAAAUACUUUGUUGUGGUAUUAAAAUAGCCAGUGUUAACACAGAAUUCGGUACAGAUUUUGUUAAUAUGUUGGCUGACUUAAUCACGGAAGAAGUAGAAUACCCACCUCGGAAUGCUGAAAUGAUGUGCGAUGCACUAGGCGCACUUGGUUCGCAUUUUCAAUUGCGGAAAUUCGCAGUAAAACCAUUGUGUACGGAUGAACCCAUGGACAUUGAUGACGUGCAGCCAUCAACUUCGGCACUGGUUGCAUUGUCAGCGCAAGUGAAGGCUGACGCUGGGGGCGCUGCGAAUGAAGACGAAGACAAAUCUGCCGUCACAUGUGGAGAGCCAACUGAAAACCCAGUGCUUAAUCGUCUGCUUUUCAUUUUACACAAACUUAAUGCAAUAAUGGAUGCUGGCGCAAAAGAAGAUCAAUUACAUACGGUUGAAAUUUUAGCGUCCGUUGCUUUGCAGUCGAUGAUUGGUUGUUUCAUACCCAAGCAAGUUAUAGAAUGUUUUGAGCGUAGCUGUAGCAAAGUUAAUUGUUGGAAUCAAUAUCGCAUAGCAAGAUCUGCCAGCCGUUUUGGUCAACAUUAUCUUGCUGCACAUAUGUUUUCCAAAAUAUCGCAGAUCACUGUAGUGGACAAACUACAUUUCUUUUUGAUGGGUUUAGCACAAAUGGGAAAAGCUGAGUGCAUACUGAACUACGGUGUGGAGUAUGAAUAUAUGCGCGACAACUAUGAGCAAUGUGCACCUUUACAAGCCAACGUGCAGUCAGAAGAUAAAGUUACGAACACAACAACUACUGCGCUAAAGCAGAUGCCUCUCAUGCAGCGUUUAGAAUCCUCCAUCAAUUUGUACUGGCAAGCGCUUGCCAGUCUGCGUGCUAGUUCAUCGCCAGCCAAUCCGCUUACCUUUCAGCUGGAGUAUCUAAAAUUACGUGCACAAUUUUUACAGACACUUUAUAUGGCAGUUACAGUGAAAAAUGCGCAAAUCAUUGUGCCACCCCCGGCAAUCGCAGGCAGUUUGGCGCAAAAUUCACGCGAUUACUUGCAAAAAUUCGGACAUGUUACAAAUCAGUUGCGUAAACUAGUGAAGGCAUUGAAAAGUUGUGAAGAAUCAUAUUCACGCCUCUACAAAUCGGCGUUCGAUGCGGAUCCAGUUACGUUAGAGUUUUUGGAAAUAGCCGAAUAUCAAUGUGCUUUGUUCGCACACAUCGUUGAAACGAUCUGUUUUGCCACACCCUCAGAUCCACCGACUUUUUUAACUACUGACCAAUGUCCAGAAACUCGCUAUUUUGCGUCCUGCUGUCAUCGCAUGGAACAAAUGCAACGCAAUUUACCACAAGAACCAUCGAACGCGAAGACUAUAAGUAAUCGUCACUUGGAAAUUAUUCUUUCUGAAAUAGAGUUGAUCACUAAAACUCCUUUAUGCUUGCCGCGUUAUUUCUUCCAAGUUCUACAAUCUACACAGAUCAAAUUAUCUGUUAGUCCGCAGCCACGUAGUCCAGGUGAACCAGUACUAGUUCAAUCUGGCAGUAAUUUAGUAAUUAAAGUAGAAGGAGUCAUUCAGCAUUAUGGUAAACGACGUUCCAUGUAUCGCAGUGUAGAUGCUGUACAGCUAACACUAACAUCACAACUUGUUACACCUCGUCCUGCAAAUGAAACGCCCAAGUCUGCAACAUCUGAUACAGUGACACUGACACAAACGGUUAAACCACAACGUGACUUCUUGACUGGUAGUUUUCUUUUGCCGAUUUCAAGUGGUGGCCAAUGGCAGGUUACCUUGGAAACCUAUGUAAUCGAUGAGAAUGGCAUCACAUGGUGUACGGGACCGAAAAACUCAAUGCUUGUCCGUUUGUUAGAAGAUCCCGCAAAAGCAGCAGCACCAACGCCAUCAACAUCAGCGCAGGCUGGUCAGACACGUAGAUUUUAAAUGAAUAUAUGAACUGAAUUAUGGUGGAAAUGUACUAAAGUGUGUAUUAAAUAUGUUUAGUACUUAUCGAAAUAUUGUAGUUGCAUCGAGGUUUUUUACAGCACUAAUUUUUAUUUUACUCGUAUAUCAACAACUUUAAUUAUUAUUAUAAUAAAAAUUAAUUGAACAAUUAUA